This is a messenger RNA of Lactuca saligna, 511 nucleotides long. The record is from the annotation of a GenBank genome assembly. Lineage: Eukaryota; Viridiplantae; Streptophyta; Magnoliopsida; Asterales; Asteraceae.
AGAUCACGGUGCCCAAAGUAUACAUACUUUCCACAACCUACUACUCAUGUCUUAUUCAAAUAAGCCUUCAUUCUAUUGGAACCGAAAUACUCAAUUUAUUGGAUAUGAAAGUAAGCUAUCGCGCCCCCCUUCUAGAUCCCUGUACAACCGCACAAGGAGUGAUAACCAAAAGGAAGAAAUAUACGGAGAAAUUAUAUCACGCGCCCCUUCUAGAUCCUUUGACAACCGUACAAGGAGUGAUAGACACAAUGAAAAGUCAGAUGGAGCAAUUCCACUUUCUUUAGCAUCGCGGGUGCCUUCAAAAUCCUUGGUCAUAUCGACAACAACAAGACUGGUGACUCAAGACGACAGUGAGAAUGAGGAGGCGACUGUAGAUGACCACUAUUCACGAUAUAUGAUGGUGGCUAAGGAAAGAGAUAUCUAUGGCGUUUUAAGGAAAAUCAACAACGAGAUAGUGGUCAUUCAUGAGGAUGGAAGAGUAAGAAUGUGCCCUCGCUGGACUCAUACAUGA